AUGAGGUUUUACGAAAAUGGAAACUUGUAUCAAUAUCUUGACGAUGCUAUGGGAUACCUUUGUUGGAGAGAUAUCGUUGAUAUGCUCUGGGGAAUUGCUAAUGGGCUUGAACGAAUUCAUGAACAUGGACUUUAUCAUGGUAAUCUUCAUGGUGGAAAUUUAUUAGUAGAAAAUGAACCAGAGUCAAUUGAUACAAGAAUUGCCGAUGUCGGAUUACACGGCCCUCCUUCCAGAUCAAAAAACUCUAUAAAUUAUGGUGUUUUGCCAUUUAUUGCUCCCGAGGUAUUAAAAGGUAAAGAAUAUACUCAAGCCUCUGACAUAUAUAGCUUUGGAAUUAUUAUGUGGAUGUUAUCAAGUUGUAUACGUCCUUUCUGUCAAGUCCCUCAUGAUUCUGAGCUUGCAAUGAAAAUUUGUAAUGGUUAUCGUCCAGAAAUCGUUGAUGGUACUCCGGAAGUAUUUUCAACAUUAAUGAAAAGAUGUUGGGAUAAUGAUCCACUUAAACGCCCGAAAGCUAGCGAAUUAAGCGACAUUUUAGGGUGUUGGGUUACUGCUAUCUGUGAUGAUCCGGAUCCAUCUCAAAUUUCCGAACAAUUUGAUGAAGCUGAAGAGAAAAAAUUUUUAGAAUUAGAGAAAAAACAAUUUAAACGACCAGAAGUUCACCCUCUAGCAAUAUAUAACAGCCAGUUUAUUCGGUUUCCAGUUUCUUAG
This is a messenger RNA of Racocetra fulgida, 708 nucleotides long. The record is from the annotation of a GenBank genome assembly. NCBI's taxonomy places the organism in Eukaryota, Fungi, Glomeromycota, Glomeromycetes, Diversisporales, Gigasporaceae.